This is a messenger RNA of Pyrenophora tritici-repentis Pt-1C-BFP, 1269 nucleotides long. RefSeq names its product Asx-hm multi-domain protein. Lineage: Eukaryota; Fungi; Ascomycota; Dothideomycetes; Pleosporales; Pleosporaceae. The record is from RefSeq and is a predicted model, not a curated record.
AUGAAGAAUGAACAAACCGCUGCUCUGUACCUUUUCGUUGUACAAUCAAGCUUCGCGGCACUCGGUAACUGCUGCCUCGGAACCUCACCCCAUCCUAGCUUUCCGCCAGGAGCCGUCUACAGUAGCUUAAUCAUCCAGUGCGACCUCUGCCAAAUCUCUCCUGAACUCAAUAUUCAGAAAUUUACUCUGUUCUGUAUUGGCACCAUGUCAUUACCGGUGCGACCCUCCCCUGGUGCCCAGCUCUCUUCUCCAAAGCAAAAUCUGUCCACGAGAUCUAAAUUGCCGCGAGAGCGAACCACCAAAUCUUCCUCCACAAAAACGCCAAAGAAGAACCAGAUGUCGCAAUCCGCAGAAAGCUCGUCGCCGCUAUUUACACCGCCUUCAUCCUUUCUUGAGCAGGCCUCAAAGUCCUCUGUUGCUGCGAGUACCGCUCAGCCAGAGUUUGAAUCGCCCGCCGAACCAACUCAUGCGUCAUCUGUUGAGACACUGCAAGCGCUGGCGCCUGACUCCGUCUCAACGGCUGCUCCAAAGUCGAAUGUGGAUGCCAAACGUGGACAGAACGCAUGCAACAAGCGGCUCCGCGACGAUGAUUCCGACUCUGAGGAUGCAUUCGGAACACCACCCCCUAAGCGUCCUAGCAAAGAAGCAACCGCAGCAGCAAACGGUAAAAGGGCUAUAAAGAAAGCUUCUCCUUCUCAAACGCCUGCUCCCAAGAAGCCCAUGGCAAAGAAGACUGCAACAAAAAAGGCUAUCUCUGCUCCACCCGCCCCCAGUUCGCGUCCUUCGCGCACUCGCAAGGCGCCCGAACGACUAGAGGAUGUCCAAGAGAAAGCCAAGCUCAAGUCUCUUCCAAACAAAAAGGGUCUUAGCAAGGUCUUUGAUCCUGUUUAUGUCACCACAAACUCCGCGAGCCGCUUGGUCAAAGCUGACGUCUACCACAUGCUCCUCGAAGGCUCAGCAUGGACCAGUCUCAGCGCUGAGCAACAGAGCACUCUCAUCUCAAUGCUUCCUCAGGACUGUGCGAACCGAGCCCUGCUUGUCAAGAUCAAGGCGGGCGAAACCGAGGGCACUCGUCCAGCAGCGUUCACACUGGCAAACAACUGCUUCCGCACCGAUGUCGCAAAGUUCAGAGAAGACUUGAAGAAUGGCCACUUGGCGAAGACGUGGCAGGCCGCGGCUGAGCAAGCAGUCAUUGAGCGCGCUGCGGGCGAAUACGAUGCGUGGAAGGCCGAAGAGGCGGAGACUUGGUGGGGUCAAAAGAGCCAGUGA